AUGAGGUGGUUAAAGGCGGCCUGGCUGGCGGUGCUGGUGCUGCCAGCUGCCUCCAAGGAGCUGUCGGAGUCUCAUCGCGAGGAGAUUGUGCAGGAGCUCCCUCAGGCUCAAGAACCCGACCUCAUCAACUACGACGACUAUACGCCGGUCGGAGAAGAUGAUGACCUGACGCGUCAAGCUGAAACUGAUUUCCGCGGAUUCCAAAGCAGCACACCGGCUUACCAGAGACCACAGCAGACCAUUCGAAUUCCAGCUAGCCCCAAGUGCGUGGACAUCGGCCGCACGUGGACAGAAGGGGAGAACUGGAAACGAGACAACUGCACUCUCUGUCAGUGCCACGCUGGAAGGGUCAACUGCACCACCGUGCCUGCCUGCCGUCGAUCCACUCCACCGCCACCCGUGUUUGUCGGCGUUGGCAGUCAGGGGACUACACCAGUGCGUGGAGUGGUAGGUGUGCCUGGUGACGGGGGCCCGCCCGGCCCGCCUGGAUCCCCCGGCGUCAAUGGUGUGCCCGGGGCUCCUGGAAUACCUGGACCUGCUGGACAAAUGCCUGAUGUGAACGCCUAUCUAGCGCAAUUGGCGGCCUCGGCUGGUGGUGACAAGGGGCCUCCUUUCGAUCCCUAUCAGUACAUGCAAGCUUCAGUUGGAACUCCAGGCAUUAGAGGAAUUCCCGGACCCCAAGGACCUCCAGGUCCGCAAGGAUUUCAAGGACCAAGGGGAGAGCCAGGCGAACCAGGGCAACCUGGACAGCAGGGACCACCAGGAGAAAGAGGACCGCAAGGACUACCAGGAAAAGAUGGCUCUCCGGGAGAAGAUGGUGAACCGGGUCCUUCAGGUGCAGUGGGACAGCCUGGACCUCGAGGAACCCCGGGUAUACCUGGAAUCCAAGGACUGAAAGGACAUCGGGGCUUCGAUGGGAAAGACGGCGCUAAGGGGGAACAAGGAUUGCCAGGAGAAAAAGGACCAACUGGAAUGCCUGGUCCUAUGGGACCAACUGGACCAGCGGGCCCUGUUGGCGCUAGGGGUGAGCGAGGUCGUGAAGGUCCCCCUGGACCUCCCGGAGUGCGAGGUAUCGAUGGAGCACCAGGACCACAAGGUUUAAUGGGCAACGUUGGCAAACCGGGUUCGCCAGGAUUUCCUGGUGCUCCAGGCUUGAAAGGUGAACAGGGUAUAUCCGGACCAAAAGGCAGUCAAGGAAUGCAAGGACCACGUGGAGAAGCUGGUCGUCCGGGACAGCCUGGUGAAGUAGGAACCCCCGGCAUUCCUGGACGUGAUGGAACUCCUGGUGAGAAAGGCGUACAAGGGCAGCCGGGGGCUUCAGGGCCACAAGGAUUCCCAGGACCUAGGGGACUCCCAGGAGUAGCAGGAGAAUCAGGCUUGCCUGGAUCUAAAGGAAUGCCAGGUCAACCAGGAGAAAGAGGCCAAAAAGGUGACGGCGGAAUCAGAGGAGAAUCUGGUGCUCCCGGUCCACGUGGUUUGCCUGGUAAUAUGGGACCAGAAGGAAAACGUGGAAAAAGAGGUCUUAGAGGACCAGCUGGCAAUGUUGGACCUCAGGGCGAAAGAGGCUUACAAGGAAUGAGAGGUUUACCUGGUGCUGAUGGAUUCAUGGGGCCUAAAGGUCAGCCUGGCGAGCGAGGUGGUGUUGGAUUACCUGGAUCUAAGGGAAGCACUGGAGACCCUGGCAGGCCUGGACCACAAGGACUUCAAGGACCGCGAGGAUCUGUUGGCAGGCCCGGAAUGCCUGGCAAAACUGGACCCCAAGGUGAAAGAGGUAUACCGGGUGCUGAUGGCAGACCUGGUGAACAGGGUUCUCAAGGAAUACAAGGUCCUCCUGGUCUAAUGGGCGGACCUGGAGAAAGAGGUUUGCAAGGUGAACCAGGAAAAGAUGGUGAUCCAGGUCAGGCUGGUCCUCAAGGACCUAAAGGUGAUGCAGGUCGUGAUGGUGGCCCCGGUAUUCAGGGACCUCAGGGUGUUGCUGGUCCUCCCGGCGAAAGGGGCCCGUCAGGUCCAGCUGGGCCUACUGGCUUCCCCGGAAUGCCUGGAGCAGCUGGUCUCCCAGGUUCUCCGGGCAAGGAAGGCGAGCCAGGCAUGGCAGGACCAGCCGGCCCACCCGGCCCAGCGGGGCCUCGAGGAGAGAGAGGUUUUACUGGAGACCGAGGACAACCUGGCCAGCCUGGUAGCCCUGGAGAGAAGGGAGAAUCCGGCGCUCAAGGGCCUGAUGGACCUCCGGGUCCGGAAGGUCUCAGAGGUAGUAAAGGUCACCCUGGCUCUCCCGGGGCGAUGGGUAUGCCUGGACAGCGAGGACUUACUGGUGCGCCGGGAGAGAAAGGCGAUAGAGGUGCCGCAGGACCGCCUGGGAAUGAUGGAGCUCCAGGUCGUCAAGGAGAGCAAGGUCCCCAAGGUCCAAUAGGUCCAGUCGGACCUGCUGGAGAGCCGGCUGAAAGAGGUGAACCCGGAGCUCCCGGUAUUCCCGGAGAAUUAGGUGCCCCGGGAUCACCCGGAGAACGAGGCCAACCCGGGCCACAGGGCUCACCUGGCCUGUCUGGGCCACCAGGUCUUACUGGCAUGCCUGGUGCUAAAGGUGAAAGAGGUUACUCAGGAGCUAAAGGACAGCAAGGAUCAUCUGGAAGCCCAGGUGUGCCCGGUGAGACUGGACCGCGUGGUCUGCCCGGCAUAGCUGGUGCCAAAGGAGCUCGCGGUGAUCAUGGACCAAAAGGCGAAACCGGACACGUUGGCUUGCCUGGAAGACCGGGAGACUUGGGACCGCCGGGUCCACAAGGAAACACAGGGCCGGCUGGAGCUCCCGGUAUCCCAGGCGCUAAAGGAGCGACAGGCGACUCAGGCCGUCCUGGUGCCCCUGGUCCUAUGGGCCUGACUGGUGCUCAGGGGGCUGAAGGACCGAAAGGUGAAAGAGGAAGUGAAGGUGAACCCGGUUUACAAGGACCCACUGGUCCGGCCGGAGCAGCUGGCGAGAGAGGACCGAUAGGAUUACCUGGAGUGGCAGGCCCACCAGGACCCCAAGGACUUAGAGGCGCACAGGGUGAAAGUGGUGCACCAGGAAAACCAGGCGCUGACGGUGCUCCCGGUCAAGCAGGAUCUCCGGGUCCACAAGGGCCACCUGGACAAAUGGGAGAGUCAGGCCCAGAGGGUCGCCCGGGCAAACAAGGUCAGCCGGGUAUUUCGGGACGACCGGGCGACAAGGGACCCAUGGGACCACAGGGCGCUUCUGGACCUGCUGGACCACCGGGAUUGCAGGGACCACCUGGCCCAUCGGGACCCUCUGGACCAACCGGCGAACGAGGACCUAGAGGAGAAAGUGGGCCCCCUGGAGUUGACGGCCCUCAAGGUCCACCUGGCAAAGCUGGACCUCCCGGUCUUGACGGAAUUAAGGGAGAGAGGGGCGAGGCUGGUGCUGACGGAGCUAAGGGCCAUGCUGGGUUACCAGGUCUUCCUGGUAUGCUUGGAGCUCCGGGAAGGGCUGGUGAAAGAGGCUUACCUGGACCAAUGGGACCACCAGGAAAAGAUGGCGAUGUUGGACCACGAGGUACACCUGGUCGUGACGGCAACCCUGGCCUACAAGGUCCACCGGGAGUGCCUGGAGGUCGCGGUCCCCCUGGAGAGGCUGGUAGACAUGGAGCCACUGGACCUGCGGGUCCUCCCGGACCUCCCGGGCCACCUGGCGAAGGCCUGGCUUAUGAUGCUGCUGCCCUCGCUGCUAUGUUACAACAAGGUUCCGUGAAAGGCCCCGAUCCAAUGGGUGAUGACCCCAACUCGCUUCCACCCCGCUUCUUCAAGGAAGACAUGACAGCAGCUGAACGCAAGGAGGUCGUGAUGAAGGCAUACGAACGUCUGAAGGUGUCACUCGACAAGUUCCUGAAACCAGAUGGCUCUAAGGAGGCACCUGCUAAGACCUGUGGAGACAUUAAAUACCACCAUCCUGAAUUUGAAAGCGGACAAUACUGGAUCGACCCGAACGGCGGUGACAUAAAUGAUGCGAUCAUUGUACACUGUGACAUGGAGGCUGGAGCAAGCUGCGUGUUCCCCAAGCCCAUGCAGUCGAAGGAUAUCGCGUAUGAUGGAGAGGAACAUGAGCCCUGGCUUAGUGAAAUGGAUGAUGGAUUCACGAUCACCUACAAGGCAGACCAUACACAACUCACAUACCUGCAGCUGAUGUCUUCGACCGCAGUGCAGAACGUGACCUUCCAUUGUCGCAACACUGUUGGCUAUUACGAUCCUGCGACAAAUAACUACAGACGCGGCAUCAAACUGUUGGCUUAUAACGACGCUGAGAUUCUGCCUAAAGCCAAUAAUAGGCUGCGGUAUAAGACUCUGGUGGAUGAAUGUCAAUACAAGAGAUCUUCCUGGGCGCAGACCAUCGUUGAAUACCGCACUGACAAGCCCGGCCGUCUCCCACUCCUGGACGUAGCUGUUCGCGACGUCGGCAGACCACAUCAGAUGUUCAGAGUAGAACUGGGAUUGGCUUGCUUCAGCUAAUCAUUUCACAACAGUAUGUAAACUUCGUCAACAUUUAAAAUGAACGGCUAAAUCGACCAAAGAGUAUACGAUAUUUGAAUUUGAAUUACGAAGCUUUCUGUAAAAUGUCUAUUAAGCGUCUGUGAUUGGAUGAUUUACAGUCGUUCCCAAUAUUCCGUCUAUGUGUUAAUUUCUUUACUAGAGAUAGGAAUUUGACAUAAAAGCACCAUACAAGUCAUGUCAUAUUCCUACUAUAUAGUAGGAAAAUCAACAGAAAGAAUUUUGGGAACUGCCGUUAAAUUAUAACAUAUCACAGAAGUUGUGAUAACCAAUAGCUUUGUUUAUGGAAAACUGCUUUUACCUAUACUAUACAAAAAAGACACAAGCGAAAAAUCAAUGACGUACCUAUAUUUGUUACCCUUGCAUUUAUAAUGAUGGAACUUACUAUUUUUAAGGUUACUUACAUUUAAGAUCUCAAAGAAAUGUCUCCAGCGAGGCUACGAAAUAUUCACUUUGUACUGAAUUAUUGUCAAAAUGAUAAUUUGUGCAAUCUAGUGAAUGACACUGCCAUAACUAGCAAUACUAGCAUUUAUUACAAAAUAUG
Helicoverpa zea (corn earworm) is the source of this 5077-nucleotide messenger RNA. RefSeq names its product fibril-forming collagen alpha chain-like. The coding region runs from base 1 to 4494 and encodes 1497 amino acids. Gene Ontology annotation, molecular function: extracellular matrix structural constituent. The transcript has 24 exons. Lineage: Eukaryota; Metazoa; Arthropoda; Insecta; Lepidoptera; Noctuidae. The record is from RefSeq and is a predicted model, not a curated record.